Seriola aureovittata is the source of this 1950-nucleotide messenger RNA. RefSeq names its product vesicular inhibitory amino acid transporter-like. Gene Ontology annotation, cellular component: vacuolar membrane. The transcript is spliced from 8 exons. NCBI's taxonomy places the organism in Eukaryota, Metazoa, Chordata, Actinopteri, Carangiformes, Carangidae. Gene Ontology annotation, biological process: amino acid transmembrane transport. The coding region runs from base 1 to 1950 and encodes 649 amino acids. The record is from RefSeq and is a predicted model, not a curated record. Gene Ontology annotation, molecular function: amino acid transmembrane transporter activity.
AUGGGCUCUCUUCACUGGGCUCAGAGCUUCGGGCAGCCGGGGAGGGCUGCUGGGUCUCUGUGGGGCUGGGCAGUGUCGAGGCUACACCUAGACUGGACAGCAAGAUUCUUUCCGGAGGACGAAGAGAUGCUGGUUCUGACCCGCAGUGAUGAGCUGAGCAGAAUCCACGCUGAGGACAAUAGAUUGCCAUAUGAGCGCAUCACAGGCACUGAUGACACCAGAAAAAACACAAACUCAUGCAGACAAAACGGCCUGUCUCUAACUGAGCAAGACACCAGAGCAGCUCCUACCCUGACAGGAGCCAGCAGCACUCCAUGGCAUGACAGUCUUAAAGAAACCAGAGCUACUGUAAUCUCCACUGGACCCAACACCAUCACCAUAACAUCAGCGGUUUCCACUGCAGACUCCCUUUGGUUAGGAAAUACCACAAGUUAUGGCAAUGGAAAAAGGUCCUCUGAGAUGCAAGCUGACAAUAUGGAAAGCAACAGUGAGGUGGGUAACAAGAGCAGAUCCUUCAGGCUGGCUAGGAAAUAUAAAGGGAAUUUACAAGAGCAGAGACUUUCUGAAGAUGGAGAGGAGAGAAGGGAGGGAAAGCAAACUGUGGAGGGGACUUCUCAGUUCUGUACCCGCCUUGAAGAAGAGAGAGCAAGGAUGAGUAUGGCUGAUCCGUGUCAGAGCCCCAAUACUGGCACCACUAGUCUGAAUCCAUCUCCAACCAUCACCGCCUGGGAGGCUGGCUGGAAUGUGACAAAUGCUAUACAGGGCAUCUUUGUGUUGGGUUUACCGUUUGCUCUGGUCCAGUCAGGUUAUGUGGGUCUGGUUCUGUUGGUUCUGUCGGCCUGGGUCUGUAACCACACCGGGAGGAUCCUGGUGGCCUGUCUGUAUGAAGAGGAACAAAGUGGGGGGUCUGGCUCUGUGUCAAAGGUCAGAGUCCGAGACAGCUACCAGGACAUAGUGGAGGCCUGCUGCAAAGGACUGUGGCCCAAUUGGCCUGGACUUGGGGGCUGGAUGGUUAAUGUAGCUCAGGUCAUUGAACUGAUGAUGACCUGCACUCUGUAUCUAGUCGUCUCCACCAGUCUGUUGUCUGACAGUUUGUCAGGAAUGGCUGUUCCCAGAUCAGUAUGUUCUCUGGUUUCAUUGGUGUUCCUGCUGCCCUGCCUGCUGCUGACUGAUCUCAGACCAGUAUCCACACUCAGCCUGCUCUGCUCCCUGGCUCACAUACUGAUCAGCCUGUUGGUCAUGCUGUACUGUCUGAGUCGAGCCAGCAGCUGGUCUUGGUCCUCUCUGUCUCUGUCUGUGGACCCGGAGGACUUCCUCGUCUCUGUGGGCGUCAUCAUCUUCUCCUACACCUCACAGAUCUUCCUCCCUCCUCUAGAGGGCAGUAUGGAGGACAGCGGGCAGUUUAAUGCUAUGCUGGGUUGGACCCAUGGUGCUGCCUGCAUCAUGAAAACUAUGUUUUCUUUACUGGCCGUGUUGACCUGGGGGGCAGAGACCAGUGAGGUCAUCACAGAUAACCUGCCCUCUGACCUUCGACCUCUAGUCAACCUGUGUCUGUUGGCAAAAGCCCUGCUGUCCUACCCUCUGCCAUUCUACUCUGCUGCUGAAAUACUACAAACCUGUCUGCUGAGAGACUCUGCGGCCUCACUGUACUCCAAACACGAUGGUCGAGGCGUGUCUCGUCCGGCCCUGCUAGUCCGCGGCACCCUGCUGAUGACAUCAUACUUGCUGGCCCUGCUGGUGCCCAGGUUUUCUCUGCUGAUGGGUUUGACAGGCAGCGUGACCGGGGCAGCCAUGACACUCAUACUGCCGUGCCUGUUUCACCUCAGACUGCGCUGGGACCACCUCACUUUGAGGGACCGGCUGAUAGAUGUUUGUAUACUGAGUCUGGGAGUCAUCUGUAGUGUUUCUGGUGUGAUUUGUUCAGUGAAAAGACUGGUGGAGGGACUGUAG